Messenger RNA from Bipolaris zeicola 26-R-13, 1692 nucleotides. RefSeq lists its product as uncharacterized. The record is from RefSeq and is a predicted model, not a curated record. The transcript has 2 exons. Gene Ontology annotation, cellular component: cytoplasm. The coding region runs from base 1 to 1692 and encodes 563 amino acids. Lineage: Eukaryota; Fungi; Ascomycota; Dothideomycetes; Pleosporales; Pleosporaceae. Gene Ontology annotation, molecular function: nucleic acid binding; zinc ion binding.
AUGGGCGCAUCGCAGUCGUCUCAAGGCGACGAGGCGUCCGCAGGUGGCCAGGUCAAGACGAGCUACUAUGAAUUGCUAGGAGUGGAGCGCAAUGCCACCCAAGACGAGCUCAAGAAAGCAUACCGCAAGAAAGCCCUCGAACUUCAUCCAGACCGCAACUAUGGCGAUGUCGAACGCACUACUGCUCUCUUCGCCGAGGUGCGAGCCGCUUACGAAGUCCUAUCAGACGACCAGGAGCGCGCAUGGUACGACGCCCACGAGGGAAGCAUCCUAAGAGGGGGCACUGGAGAGGAAGAUGCUGGCGAGCACUACCAGGGCAGCAUGCGUGUCACCACCGCAGACGACCUGGCGCGGAUGAUGGGCAAGUUCCGAGGAAACGUAGACUUUUCCGACUCACCCAACGGCUUCUUUGGCUUUGUCAGAGAGACAUUCGAGCAGCUCGCUCGCGAGGAAGAAUAUGCAGCAGACUACGAAGACAUCGAUAUACCAAACUACCCCUCGUUUGGCCAUAAGGAAGACACCUACGACGGUGUCGUGCGUGACUUCUAUGCCGCCUGGAAUGGAUUCGCUACAGCCAAGAGCUUUGCAUGGUUGGACAUGUACCAACUGUCCCAUGCCCCCGAUCGCCGCACGCGCAGACUGAUGGAGAAAGAAAACCAAAAGCUUCGCGAUGACGGUAGACGAGAGUUCAACGAUGCUGUCCGGACGCUGGUCGCCUUUGUACGCAAGCGAGAUCCACGCUACACGCCCAACAGCCAGACGGAUGAGGACAAGGCCAAGGCGCAACGGGACGCGCGCAAGGCCCAGGCUGCACGAGCAAGGGCUGCUCAGAUUGCCAAGAUGGAAGAGGAGGCGCAAGCAGUCCCAGAUUGGGCCACAGCACGUCCGGAUGACGAGCUGGACGAGGAGAGUGAAGAGGAAAUCCAAGAGGAGCACUACGAGUGCGUAGCCUGUAACAAGACGUUCAAGAGUGAGCGGCAGUACGACGCGCACGAAAAGAGCAAGAAGCAUCAAAAGUCCAUACAAGUACUGAAAAGGAAGAUGCAAAAGGACAAUGCAAAUCUCGACUUAAGCCAGGAUGCUUUGAAAGAGAAUGUUGUAACACUAGCAGAUGCAGAUCUUGAAACAGAUGCCACUACUCCAGAAAUGAACGGUUCGGAUGGGUUCGUUGAAGAGGUUACGGAGAAGACGGGCAAACUUGGAGUGGGAGAUGACAACACAGACGAUGAAGAGCUACAGUUGACGGAAAAUGCGUCCGACAACAAAGCCACCGAGCCACACACCACCUCUGGACCAGUAUCGGCAUACAGUGACGACGACGAUGUUGAUGAUGAUGAGGAAGACGACGAAUAUGCCUCGCGGUCGGAAAUUGAAGCGCGUCUGGCAGGUUUCAGUAGCAAAGAGUCGCCUAAUGCCAAACCCGUUGAGGAGCUUGAGAUCAAGUCGACGGAUGAUGCACAGCCAGAAGGCGUUGCAGCGACACAGCCCAAAAUGGGCAAGGCUGCACAGAAGCGGGCAAAAAAGGCGGCCAAACAAGCAGAAGUGGACGAUAGUAACGCAAAGAUGAAGUGCGCCGGGUGCAAUGCGGGAUUUCCAUCCAAGACCCAACUGCAUCAACACUUGAAAGACCAUCCCGGACAUGCCGCGCUCAAGUCUGUAGCUGGCGGGAGCAAAAAAGGAAAGAAGCGGUAG